AUGAAUAACGAGAAAUAUAUAUAGAAUUUGAGUGAUUUCAUUACAAAUGAUUUAGAAAAGGCUUUUGCUAUUAUAAUUUUGAUGAUGAAUACAAUUAUGAUUUUAUGGCAAGCUUCAAAUUUUCAUAAACUUAUUAGAUUCUAUAUCAAAAUAAUGGAUCCAACUCUUUUAAAAAUAAAUACUUUAUUGUUUGUUUUAAGCUUAAGUAAUAAUAUAUUUUAUUUUAAGUAAGGAUUUAAGCAUAUUCUUAUGCUGUUUUUGGGUGUUUUCUAAGGGAACCUGAAUAAUAAUUAUUUCAACCAUCUGUAUUUAGAACAUUACAAUCUUCAAGCUUUAUUUUUUAUGAUCUUGUUUUGGGAGUCAUAGGAGCGAAAUGGUAAAAGAAUAUUCAUUUAUUUAAGGAUCUCAAUAAUACAAAAAUUCUUCAAUUAUUUUAGAUGUAUUUCUAGUAUAGAAAUGAUUAUUAAUUUAUUCUUAUUUAGUUUUUGGUUUGCAUGCCAAAUAUUUUUAUUUGUGGCUGAAUCUUAUCACUAUACAACAUGGAAUUAAGAAAUAGACAAAAUGUAUAAUAAAUAUGAUGGUUAGUUAUUCAAUACUUUAUUUUGUAUUCUCACUUUUAACUUUGAUACUAUUUGUUUUAGGAUGUAUAUUGUUUAAGAAGCAUAUUAAAUCAAUCAAUACUAUUAACUAAAAAUAUAAAAAAUAUGUAUAAUAAAUAAAACAUAAUAAAUUUAGCUUCAUUACUCAAUUGUUUUGCUAAUCAUGGGACAAGCAAUAAGAUUGAUAUUUUUUGGAUUAAGAAUUUGGUAUACUAACUUUUUGAUAUAGUUUAAAUAUGGAUUCAAUAAUGAAAAUACAAAAGAUACUACAUUAUGGUAUUUAUUUAUUAUAUAGGACAAGGUCUUUCAUAUCAUUUGGAUUAUAUUUAAUAAGUGAUUAUAUACCUACUUCAAUACUUAUAUUAAUAUUUUAUCCAAAUAAAUAAAGAUUAAAAUAAAGUUUAAUAGUAGAAUCUGUUGUGGAAAUAGAAUGA
Paramecium pentaurelia is the source of this 1033-nucleotide messenger RNA. The record is from the annotation of a GenBank genome assembly. NCBI's taxonomy places the organism in Eukaryota, Ciliophora, Oligohymenophorea, Peniculida, Parameciidae.